AUGCCUCCCCGCACCAAGCGCAAGGCCAGUGAGAGCGAGAUUGAGGAGAAGAAGCCCAGCACCAAGAAGGCUCGCCGCCCACGCACCGAAUGGUCGGCCGCUGAGGAGGCGUACCUUGUGGACGUGAUCAACGCGACUAUCGCUUCGUCUGGCGGACUCUGGUCGCUGAUCAAGAACCACCCCGAGAUUGGCCAGCGUUCCAACUUUGGUGUCAAGAAGCACUGGGACGGCAUGUGCGGCCGCAUUUUGGCCGACCUGAAAGACACUUCCACGGCCAAGGCCGGUAACAAGGGCAAGGGCAAGGAGCCCAAUGGCAAACAGGACGUCAAGCCCAAGAUGGAGUUCGAGGACUCGGAAUAG
Messenger RNA from Apiotrichum porosum, 360 nucleotides. RefSeq lists its product as uncharacterized. The record is from RefSeq and is a predicted model, not a curated record. The transcript has 3 exons. NCBI's taxonomy places the organism in Eukaryota, Fungi, Basidiomycota, Tremellomycetes, Trichosporonales, Trichosporonaceae. Bases 1 to 360 code for a protein of 119 amino acids.